ACAAGCGAUUAUUUGGAAGCUUGCCGUGGCCGAAGCAGGUAGCAUCGCUCCCUAUUCCGUGAAUUUUGUGGAAACGUUAGUGUCGUAGAUCCACUUUAGCAAUUUUUUCGGUCCAUCUGACUUAUGUGAAGCAAUUGUUGACCCCUAUUUUAGUUUCGAAGAAAAAAAAACAAAUACACACACUUUUCAGGUGUGUGAUGUUGUAAGUUUGUGUUUGAAGCUGCGCAAACAUUGUGGUGUGAUAGUGUGUUAAUAAAAGGAACGCCUAAAGUGGAGGUGUAUAUUGAGCGCAGUCAGGAUAAUUUGUAGGCGUCCGUGCACCCUCCGAGAUGUAUCCGAACUCAGGCAUAAACGCGGCAGCGGUCGCGGCCCGCCAUCCGGGUCCACCGCAGUCUGCACAGCCAUUCAAAUUCACUAUAACUGAAAACUGUGAUAGGAUAAAAGAAGAAUUUAAUUUUCUACAGGCACAGUAUCAUAAUCUCAAAAUGGAGUGUGAAAAACUAGCUCAAGACAAAACGGAAAUGCAGCGACAUUAUGUAAUGUACUACGAAAUGUCAUACGGCCUUAACGUUGAAAUGCAUAAACAGACAGAAAUAUCAAAAAGAUUAAAUGCGAUUAUCACGCAGAUUGUACCGUUUCUGUCCCAAGAGCAUCAACAGCAAGUACUAACAGCAGUUGAACGAGCUAAACAAAUUACAAUGUCUGAAUUAAAUAGUGUGAUAGGGCAACAACAACGUCCUGAUUUACCUAGGUUAUUACAACAGAUGCAUGCUCAACAAAUUCCAGGUGCCCAUGGAGCGCCUCCGAUACCUGUUGGUAUGCCUCAUCCCAGCCUUGGACCAGGAGCACUAGGAGGUCCAUUAGCUCUUGGUAGCACGCCUCCUCAACAUCCGUUGGCAAUACUCAACAAACAGGAACUUCACAGACCCGAAGAAUCCAAAAGCAGUAAUAGUAAUAUAAUGCCAUUGGAUGAUAGACACAGAAGCUCAAUUUCUCCUUCAGAUCGCGAUAAAUAUCGCCCAAGAACACCAGAAUCUACACAUGAAUUGAAGAAGGUUAAGAAAGAAGAAAAAGACUUGGGACAUUCUGAUGGAGAAAAGUCGGAUCAGGAUUUAGUGGUGGAUGAUGCAUCUGAGACCAAUCCAAUGAGUCCAAUACCCAAUCAACAUCAUAAUGGAACAGCAUCGCCCCGUGAAAAUGGUAUGAUGCAAAAGAAGCUUGACGUACAGGACAGAGAUCGAAUUGGGACACACUCACCGCGAUCAGGUACAUCUUCGAAUGCAUCGACGCCUUCUAACAAAAAAUUAGAUGACAAACCAACCACACCUAUUGCAAAACCAGCUACCCCUACCAACUCGGUAGCAAGCAACGGCGUUCCGAAGGUUGUAAAUAAACCACCUGUUAUAAAUCCUGGAUAUCCACCAUACCUUGCCGGUCCGUUGAAUGGUGCCUCACACGAUCUUCAAGCAGCUGCUGCUGCCGCUGCAUAUGGCGGCCCGGGUGUGCACAAUAACCUUCCACAUUCACUAAACAACUACGCCCGCGCUCCGUUGGCGUUUGAUCCUCAUUCUCAGAUGCGUGCUCCUCUGGGUCCGAUUGGAAUUCCGGGUGGAAAACCUGCAUAUUCUUUUCAUGUGAACGCUGAAGGGCAAAUGCAACCGGUGCCAUUUCCUCAGGAUGCCUUAGUAGGACCAGGCAUUCCACGUCACGCUCGACAGAUUAGUUCUCUGAACCAUGGUGAAGUUGUAUGUGCAGUAACGAUCUCCAAUCCGACCAAAUACGUUUACACUGGUGGCAAAGGAUGCGUCAAGGCCUGGGAUAUUUCACAACCUGGAAAUAAAAGUCCUGUUUCUCAGUUAGAUUGUUUGCAACGAGACAACUAUAUACGUUCAGUGAAAUUGCUACCAGACGGGAGAACGUUGAUCGUUGGUGGCGAAGCGUCUAAUCUAUCGAUUUGGGAUUUGGCAAGUCCUACUCCAAGAAUAAAAGCUGAACUCACAUCCAAUGCCCCGGCAUGUUAUGCACUUGCCAUAUCACCUGAUUCUAAAGUAUGUUUUUCAUGUUGCUCAGAUGGUAAUAUUGCUGUGUGGGAUCUUCAAAAUCAAACUUUAGUUAGACAGUUCCAAGGACACACUGAUGGUGCAUCGUGUAUAGAUAUUAGUGCUGACGGUUCGAAACUUUGGACAGGAGGCUUAGACAAUACUGUGCGAUCAUGGGAUCUGCGAGAGGGAAGACAAUUACAGCAACAUGAUUUUAGUUCGCAAAUCUUCUCUCUUGGUUACUGUCCGACAGGUGAAUGGCUUGCUGUUGGAAUGGAAAAUUCAAAUGUGGAAGUUUUGCAUGCUACAAAACCCGAUAAGUAUCAGCUACAUCUUCAUGAAAGUUGUGUACUCAGUUUGAAGUUUGCUGCUUGCGGCAAGUGGUUCGUUUCAACGGGUAAAGAUAACUUGUUGAAUGCUUGGAGGACGCCAUACGGGGCCUCGAUUUUUCAGUCGAAGGAAUCUUCUUCGGUGCUAAGCUGUGAUAUUUCGGCCGAUGAUAAAUACAUCGUUACAGGUUCGGGAGAUAAAAAAGCUACUGUAUAUGAAGUAAUCUAUUAAAGUUGAUUCAAUGUAGUAUGUAAUGAGUAAACGAGAUUCGAAUCGAGAGGAAUGAAGAAAAACAUAAAAAUAAAAUCAAUUAAAAAAGAUAAAGAGAGAAAACCCAGAGAACGCGUGCCACGUGGCAGCAGGGAUAAUGUUGAAAUUCGGAAUUCCAAAACAGUGCAUUGAUAUAUAUUUCUUCGGUGCGAUGCUCCUACUCCAAAUCCAACUCCAACUGCUGCAUCUGCUGUAAGGUUCCUCUUCCCGACUGAACUAUGAAUCUCACAUAUUCUGCUAGCUGUAAACAUUAAUGAUUACAUUCGUGACCGGUAAAUUCAAUUGAAAAAGCGUUACAUUAAACUUCGUUUGUUAUGAUGAUGAGUAGAUGUACAAAAUAGGAUAAAAAUUAAAUAUAAUAUGAUUUUCCACAUUGGUAGCAGAGAUCUACGUUAAUUCGCCUACCUCACAAUUACCCCACCCCCUCCUCUUCGCUUUUUUUACACUUGGCUAUAUUCAUAGAUUCGUUCCAUAUACACUGGUUCAUCCCAGCCGAUUAAAAUUCAGAGGAGCAAGACGAAUUAAAUUGGAUUUAAUCUUCGACAUUCUUUGUAUAAAGAUAGUACGUGAAUAUUAGGUGAACUUUUUGAUAAGUAAAUAUAAAAAAAAAAUAUUUAAUUGA
Molecule: messenger RNA, 3261 nt
Organism: Anopheles merus
Lineage: Eukaryota; Metazoa; Arthropoda; Insecta; Diptera; Culicidae
Product: protein groucho-like
Exons: 17
Coding region: 330-2600 (756 amino acids)
Biological process (GO): negative regulation of canonical Wnt signaling pathway; regulation of DNA-templated transcription
Cellular component (GO): transcription regulator complex; nucleus
Molecular function (GO): transcription corepressor activity; protein binding
Source: RefSeq, a predicted model, not a curated record